Messenger RNA from Lemur catta (Ring-tailed lemur), 4039 nucleotides. RefSeq names its product golgin A2 (gene GOLGA2). Bases 54 to 3467 code for a protein of 1137 amino acids. The transcript has 27 exons. Gene Ontology annotation, molecular function: protein binding. NCBI's taxonomy places the organism in Eukaryota, Metazoa, Chordata, Mammalia, Primates, Lemuridae. Gene Ontology annotation, biological process: spindle assembly; Golgi organization. Gene Ontology annotation, cellular component: Golgi cisterna membrane; Golgi cis cisterna; Golgi apparatus. The record is from RefSeq and is a predicted model, not a curated record.
CACUUCUGCGCCGUAGCGAGCGGAAAUAGUUUCGCAGUGGUUGUCGGGAUCUCAUGAUGCGUUCCGGUAGAUCCCAUAUUUACCCUCCCCCCCACGGGAUGUCGGAAGAAACCCGACAGCAAAAAUUGGCCAGGGCCAGGAAAAAGUUGGCGGAGUAUCAACUGAAGCGCAACCUCCCAUCAUCUUAUAUAAAGAAGAAAAAGAAAAAAGUUAAAAAUGGUAGUAGCUCUGAAACAACUGCUGCUGAUGAUGGUUGCUGCCCGCCUGAGGAUAUUCAGGACAUUCUGAAGGUGCUGGUGUCCAACCUUAACCGUUCCAAUGGGGUAGCGCUCCCCCCAUUGGACAAGUGGAAGGCGCCCAAAGACUGCGCUUCCCCUGCGCCACCAUCUGCUGAUGAUACCGAGUCACCUGGCAGUGUCCCUUCCCGUGAUGACACCGUGUCACUUAGUGGUCAUUCCACUGAUGACAGCCUGUCAACUGGCGGUGUCCCUUCCGGUGAUAACACCCUGUCACAUGGUGGUCAUUCCACUGAUGACAGCCUGUCAACUGACAGUGCCCCUUCCUCUGAUGACACCCUGUCACCUGGCCGUGUCUCUUCCCCUGAUGCUAGUCUCACUAGCGUGGAAUUACUUGAGGACCAUGAUGCUAAUGAUGUCUCUGAUCUUGUGGACAAAAUCGAGACUUUCUCAUCGACUGAGAGCCUGCGACAACUUUCUCAGCAUAUCAAUAGUCUUGUGUCUGAGUCUACAUCCUACGCUAAUGGAGCAGGCCUUUCAUCGUCCAUUAACCUGAAGGAAAUGGAGAACCGGUACCACGAGCUAACGGUAGCCCUGGACUCCAGCUAUCUAACAAACAAACAACUCAGUAGCAAAGUAGAGGAAUUGCAACAGCAGAAUCAAGAACUUAUGGACCAGCUGGAAAAAGAGAAAAAAGAAUAUCAGCAAAAGUCGAUGAAGGAACAGGGAGCCCUACGGGAACAACUGCAGGUUCACAUUCAGACCAUAGGGAUCCUAGUAUCUGAGAAGUCUGAUCUCUAUUCAGCACUCGUCCACACUCAACAGGCAAUCAGGCAGAAAGAAGGCGAGUCCGAGGAUCUUGCCAGCUGCCUGCGCUCUUCCCGGCAGCGUGUAGGAGAUUUGGAGCGGACUCUGUCUGCCGUCUCCACGAAACAGAAGCAGAUGGACAAGGAUAACAAGGAGUUAACCAAAGAGCGAGAUGCUCUCAAGAUGGACUUAUACAAGAACAACAAAAAUAAUGAGGACCUAAAGCAGACGAACUCAGAGCUGGAAGAGAAGCUUCGCUUCCUAGUGUCUGAGAAGGAGGUCCUGAAGCGUCAGUUCGAUGAAAUGCAGAAGAAGCUGGACUUUUCUGAGCUCCUGCUGCUGCAGUACGCUAGCCCGACUGAAGCCCAUACUGGCAGCCUGCAAUUACAGCAGAUCUUGGAGGAUCGGGAGAAGCUGGAGAAAAGCGUGGCCGAGCUUACGGAGAAGAUGAAACGAUUACAGAUUGACAGAGACCAUUAUUUAGAGAUUCUGAAAGGAGAUACUGCCAUGUGGCAGAAGAAAAUGCAGGAAAUGUCAGAAAAGAUUCGAAUAUUGAAGGAGGAAAAGGAGCACAGUGUGACUCAGGUGCGGGAGCUAGAGAGCAGUUUGGCUGAACUGAAGUGCCAGAUAGCUGAACCCCGACCCCCAGAGCCCCCAGCAGGGCCCUCCCAGACUGAGCAGCAGCUCCAGGCAGAAGCUGAGCAGCUGCAAAAGCAGCUGGAAAGCCUGAAAGGACAGCUGCAUGCCCAGUUACAAGAAAAUGAGAGUCUGAGUCAGCAGAACCUGGAGCAGUGGCAGCGGCUGCGGGUGCUGGAGCAGCAGGCCGAAAUCUGGGGGGACCAGGCAGAGGAGCGCAAGAAGAUCCUGGAGACUAUGCAGAACGACCGUGCCACCAUCAGUUGUGCGGUGUCCCAGAACCUUGAGCUCAAGAAGCAGCUGGCCGAGCUGCAAGACGGCUUUAUCAAGCUGAGCAAUGACAAAAUGGAAAUUACUAGUGCACUACAGUCAGAGCAGCAUGUGAAGAUGGAGCUGGCUAAGAAGCUGGGCCAGCUACAGGAGAAGCUGGGAGAGCUGAAGGAAACGGUGGAACUGAAGAGUGACGAGGCGAAGAGUCUGCAGCAGGAGCGGGACCAGUACCUGCUCUACGUGCAGCAGUACGCGGCGGCCUACCAGCAGCACGUGGCUGCCUACCAGCAGCUGAUUUCGGAAAAGGAGACUGUGCACAGGGAGCUCCUGCAGCAGACCCAGGCCGUGGAUCAGCUGCAGCAGGAGAAAGUUCAGGGCGCAGUGGUGGCCGAGAGGGCCCGCCAGGAGUUGCAGGAGACCCAGGAGCGUCUGGAAGCCGCCAGCCAACAGAACCAGCAGCUCCAGGCCCAGCUGAGCCUAAUGGCUGACCCUGGGAAGGGAGAUGGAUUGGACAAGGAAGGAGCAGAGAAGGAGGAGGGACCUGACCAGGAGGAGGGAGUGGAAGUCACACCUGGCAAGGAGGAGAUACCUGAUCAGGAGGACACACCUUGCAAGGAGCAGAUAGCUGACAAGGAGGACACACCUGGCAAGGAGCAGAUACCUGACAAGGAGGAGGGAGCAGAGAAGGAGGAGGGAACGGAUGAGGCUGCUAGGCCCAAGCUGAGCAUCCCGGAAGACCUAGAGAGCCGAGAAGCCAUGGUGACAUUUUUCAACUCAGCUCUGGCCAGUGCUCAGGAGGAGCAGCCCCAGCUGUGUAGGCAGCUGAGGGAACAGAAGGUGCACUGCUUGGCUCUCCAGGCAGCCCCGGCCCCUGGAAUUGGGGGCGACGUCGUGUCUGGGGAAACCUACCGGGCCCUACAGGUGGACAUGGAGAAGCUUCAGAACCGGUUUAUAGCACUCAUGCAGGAGAAGGUGGAUCUGGCAGAACAAGUGGAUGAGCUGGAACACCGUUGUGUCCAGCUGGCUGGAGAGACGGAAACCAUUGGGGAGUACGUCACACUGUACCAAUAUCAGAGAGCGGCACUAAAGCAGCAGCAGCGUCAGAACGAGGAGUACGUUCGGCAGAUGGCGAGGGAAAAGGAGGACAUGAAGGCGAAGAUGCUGGAGCUGCAAGGGCUGGUGAUGCAGCUGCUGAACGAGCACAACAAGGAGCACGGCAGAGUCCUGCCGGACACCCACAGCGCUACGGAGGAGCUCACUCCAGGGCCCUCAGCCCUCCAGGAGCUUGGAGCUCACCAGCAGGCCGAUUUUUACGAGGUGAGCCUUGCCAACAAGGAGCCCAUACAAGAAGUAACCAGGAGGGGGUCUGGUCCUGAGAACCAUACUGCUCAGCAGAUCAUGGAGCUGCUUCAUGAAAUGCAGCGCCCUGACGACAAGACGGGCUUGGGUGUCAACCCCUGCCUGCCCUUAUUCUACCGGAAUAAGGAAAAGAACCAAUUCAAGGUCUGGAUCGCCUAAAAAUCUUACAGUGUCAGCAAGGCUUGGAGAAGUGGUGCUGCCCCCGUCCCACCCCUGCCACUCCCAGUCAGCCUUGCUCCUUAGAUUCCCAAGAUAAGACCCCUCCCACCUGGACCAGGACUAAGUCCUAAUUUUUGGAUUAUUUUCAAGUGACCAUCUUAGCAGUAUUUAAAAAAAAUUCUAAAUUAUUUCCCUUCUUAGAAAGAUAAAAACAAAUUUGGGGGGCUGGAAGGAGGGGAAAAAUUGCAAAAAGCAGAAAUAGAAAAGUUUUUUCCCUUCAUAGCUGGAUUUAUACAUAGAUUAUUUCUCUUCACAGAUGGAUUAAAUAAUUUAGAUACAUCCCUUCUUAGAAGGAAAAACACACAUUUUGGGCCGGAGGAGACAGAAAAAUUAGAAGAAACAAAAAAUAGGAAAAAGAACAAAAACAGAAAAAAAUUAUUUCCUUUCUUAGCUGAUUUGAAAAACAAAAUAUUUCUCUUCAUAGUUACAUAUCAAAAAUUGGAGGCUGGGCAUGGUGGCUCAUGCCUGUAAUCCUAGCACUCUGGGAGGCCGAGGUGGGAGGAUCUCUCAAA